ACUAAAAUGAAAAUUAUAAUACAAGUUUGAAAACAUACAAAAUACAAAAAUUGUAAUAAUUUUUUCAUAUGCUGAUUUUUAAACAAUUAUUUUUAAACAAAAAACAAUUAUUUUUCGUGCAAAAAAAACAAUCAAAAUGGUUGCGACAAUAUUGAAAAAAUUUUAUUAUUACGAUCACAUUCGCAAUAGUUUAGUGAUAGAUGAGAGUUCGAUAACCUAAGCUUGAUAGAAUGAUUUUUCAAUUGAUCAUCAGCUGGAUGUUGGUAACAGUUUUUUGGAAUAUCACGAUAUGGUACGAAAUUGAAAGGUGAAGAAAGAUUUUAACAUGAUUGGUAUGCAUCACAAUCAAGAUUUAACAACAUUAGUAAUCAGACAAACAACGUUAUAAAUCUCAAAAAUUCCAGUCAUAAAAAAAGAAUAACACAAAGUAUGGCUACAUAUCUGGAAUAACAAUCCUUGGCUUCCCAGCAGAAAUGUACGUGUAUGGAACACAAUUAUGGUGCGUGGUUAUCGCCGAUUCGUUCGUCUCAUUGACAAUGGCCGUGGUAUAUUUACCAGUAUUUUACGGUCUUGGCAUUACUUCAUCAUACGAGUAUCUCAAUCUGCGAUUCAAUGGCGUUGUUCGAUUUAUGGGCUCCGCGAUAUUUCUGAUAAAAAUGCUGUUGUACAUUCCACUGGUCAUAUACGUUCCUGCUCUGGCGUUCAAUCAAGUUACCGGAAUGAAUCUGCACGCGAUCGCGGUGCUGGUCUGCGCCGUUUGUAUAUUUUACACCACUUUGGGUGGCUUAAAGGCGGUCGUAUGGACUGACGCUAUUCAGACGAUCGUCAUGUUCGGAGGAGUGAUAGUAAUAGCUGUGAUCGGGACUAAUCAAGUGGGAGGAUUUAGCGAAGUUUGGAAGAGGAAUCGCGACACUGAUCGAAUCCAAUUCUUCGACAUGAAUUUAGAUCCGACGGUGCGGCACACCUUUUGGACCGUUGUCAUCGGCAACUACUUAAACUGGUUGGCAAGCUGUUCCGUCAAUCAAGCGAUGGUGCAACGAUGCUUGGCCAUGCCCAAUUUACGAAACGCUAAUAUAACAAUUGCGAUCAUGGCAAUCGGAAUAAUUACUAUCGUAUCACUGAGUUGCUACACCGGCAUUGUUAUCUUUGCGGCGUUCCACGAUUGCGACCCCAUUUCUACCAAGCAAAUAAAAAAACCGGAUCAAUUGUUGCCGUUUUUCGUAAUGCAAUUGACUGAAUCAAUCCCAGGAUUGCCUGGACUUUUCGUCGCGGGUGUGUUUAGUGCAGCUCUCAGCACGAUGUCAACUGGUUUGAAUUCCAUGUCCGGUGUGAUUUAUGAAGACAUGAUAAAACCAUGGCUGCGAAUACCACUCUCUGAAAUAGCAGUUAGCAGAUUAAUGAAAUUGACUGUUGUAUUAACGGGAAUACUCUGCGUAACGCUCGUCUUCCUCGUCGAGAAACUUAGCGGUUUGAUUCAGGCAGGUAAAAGUUUAGCGAGCAUUACAGCGGGACCAUUACUUGGAAUUUUCACAUUAGGCAUGUUUUUUCCAGUCGCAAAUUCUUCGGGAGCGCUGGUUGGAGGUUUAAUAAGUUUGAAUCUAGUCGCUUGGAUCUCAUUUGGUACUCAAGCAGCCAUAUCUAGUGGAAAAAUUCAUUUUCCUGUGAAACCAGUAUCUAUCGAAGGGUGUUCAGAAUCACUCAAAAAUCAUGUUACCAAUCUUUCGCUUAUCGUCGAAACUGCGAUCAAAGAACAACCCUUCUUUCUCUACAGAAUGUCAUAUCUUUGGUAUACAUGGGUCGGUUUCCUAACCGCAAUUCUCGUUGGACUUCUCGUUUCAUGGAUUACAGGAUUAAAUAAAUGCAAGCCGGGUGAUGAAAAACUAUAUACACCUGUGAUUCGCAGCUUUUUACGUGAUUCCACCAUUAUUACAAAACGAGAACAGGAAACUGUUGUGGAACUUGAAAAAAUGGACAGGAGUGUAACGAAAGUUUGAAAAAUUAUCUGCUUUUCAUUUAAAUAUUCGUGAGUUUCUGAAUUUUCACAAGAAAAGGAGAUGAGUUGUGGAAAUUACGUUGCGAUCCUAGCAUUAAAAAAAAGAUGAAAUAGGCACAAAUAUAUGUACAGACAUCUGUGCAUGUGUGCAUAUAUACGUAUAUUAUACAUGUAUAUGUAUGUACGCAUAAUAUACAUAUAAUAUGCCCACGCGCGCGCACACAUAUAUUUUCUUGUAUUUUCAAUUUACAAACUUUGUACAAAGAAUAAUUACAAAGAGAACAUUUACUAAAAUAGGAAAAAUGUAAUAAAAAAGACGAAGAAAAGAAGAAAAAAGAGCAGGAAAAAAGAUACACAGAAGAACAUAGAAACGAUUCCCACGUUUAUAUAAUACGCACGUUCGUUCUAUUUAGAAAUUAUCAAAUCUGCAUCUUACAAAUAUCAAAUGUUUCUCUCUUCCUUUUCUUCCAUGAAUAAACAUUUGAUCAUUUCUUUAGCUAAUUGUAAACAUCAUCGAUAUCAUCGCUACUAUCACCACCGUUGUCAUGUGUAGUAUAAUGCAUAAUUCACUCUCGUGAAACUGUGCAUUCAUUUCUAUUUUCAUGAUCAAAAAUACGGCAUUUCGUCUAUUAACUUACGAUCACACAUUGAUCGCCCUUCAAUCCAUAAAAUCAAUUUGUUGAACUCUUGUCUUUUCAAUUUCGUAUUUCUUUUGAAUAUAAGAAAGUAUACGGUUUAAGAAGCAAGAGGUGACAUGCCAAUAGUCCUAGGAUCUUGUUGACCUGGUUGCGCUGGAGGUCCCGGUUGUGGACCAGUUUCUAAAUUCUUCAAAAGUUGAUUUAACCAAUGUUUAGUAGAUGCGUCCUCUUGCAAACAUGUUGCAAAUGUAUUAUCUCUAAGUUGAUCUGGCAAACAUUGUCUGAGCGCUAACAAUGCUCUAUAAAAUAUAUUUAUAUGUUUAUUUGUUUA
Messenger RNA from Apis cerana (Asiatic honeybee), 2962 nucleotides. Its product is annotated as sodium-coupled monocarboxylate transporter 2. Gene Ontology annotation, biological process: transmembrane transport; sodium ion transport. Gene Ontology annotation, molecular function: symporter activity. The record is from RefSeq and is a predicted model, not a curated record. Lineage: Eukaryota; Metazoa; Arthropoda; Insecta; Hymenoptera; Apidae. Gene Ontology annotation, cellular component: membrane.